AUACCCGAUACCAGAUACCCGAUACCAGAUACCCGAUACCCAAUUCUCGCCCGAUACUCGCCAAAGAUGUCGUACUUCUUCGCUACCCCGGUAGACAUAGAUAUCGUCCUCGAAGACAGCGAUGAGCGCCAAGUGGUGGACAUAAGAGAAAAGCAGCGCCGCGAGAAGGCGCCGCUGUAUAUGGAUGGCGAGUCUGUCAAGGGGCAAGUCACGGUGCGCCCUAAGGAUGGGAAGCGCUUAGAGCAUACCGGAAUUAAGGUCCAGUUCAUCGGCACGAUAGAAAUGUUCUUCGAUAGGGGCAACCACUACGAAUUCCUCUCCCUGAACCAGGAGCUCGCGGCGCCGGGCGAGCUGCAGCACCCGCAGACCUUCGACUUCAACUUCAAGAACGUCGAGAAGCAGUACGAGUCGUACAACGGCAUCAACGUGAAGCUGCGGUACUUCGUGCGCGUCACCGUCGCCCGCCGCAUGGCCGACGUCAUCCGCGAGAAGGACCUCUGGGUCUACAGCUACCGCAUCCCCCCCGAGAUGAACUCGAGCAUCAAGAUGGACGUCGGUAUCGAGGACUGCCUCCACAUCGAGUUCGAGUACUCCAAGUCAAAGUACCACCUCAAGGACGUCAUAGUCGGCCGCAUCUACUUCCUCCUCGUCCGCCUCAAGAUCAAGCAUAUGGAGCUCAGCAUCAUUCGGAGAGAGACCACGGGGGCCGCCCCGAACCAGUACAACGAGAGCGAGACCCUAGUGAGAUUUGAGAUAAUGGACGGCUCUCCCUCACGCGGCGAGACCAUCCCCAUCCGCCUCUUCCUCGGCGGCUUCGACCUGACCCCGACGUUCCGCGACGUGAACAAGAAGUUCUCGACGCGCUACUACCUGAGCCUGGUCCUGAUCGACGAGGACGCUAGGCGCUACUUCAAACAGUCCGAGAUCAUCCUCUUCCGCCAGCCCCCCGAGCUCGCCACCGGCGACCCCCAGGCCCUCGUCUCCGUCCCAGAGUCCACCCGCCAGAUGCCCUUGCCCGUACAAUAAUGACUGACUGAUGAUGAAAUGAUGAUGCGCGGCGCGGACGUACCGACCGGCCUGGAUAUGCUGUGUCCAUCUUAUUUUUUUAUAAUAAAUCUCAUGAAUUGCAAAUACCACUACCCCCCACACUCCUACCACUCUUACUCCUCCUAUCACUACUACCACCCUAUCGACCUAGACCACUGUACAUUUCUUCUUCUUCACCCGAGAUCGAGAUUCGAGCAUCGAAGCAUCGACGGCGCGGCGUUUCAAUGUGUUACGGUGUUCGUUUAGUUAAGCAUCAAUGUGACCUUAUUUUAUGUCAAGAGUUGUUUAAGUUUUGUUUUUACUAAGGCGUUAUUUCACGAAAGAGGGAAAGGGGUUGGGCCCAGGAUGGGG
Hypoxylon fragiforme is the source of this 1398-nucleotide messenger RNA. RefSeq names its product vacuolar protein sorting-associated protein 26. Lineage: Eukaryota; Fungi; Ascomycota; Sordariomycetes; Xylariales; Hypoxylaceae. The coding region runs from base 67 to 1026 and encodes 319 amino acids. The transcript has 3 exons. The record is from RefSeq and is a predicted model, not a curated record. Gene Ontology annotation, biological process: intracellular protein transport; retrograde transport, endosome to Golgi. Gene Ontology annotation, cellular component: retromer complex; endosome.